Molecule: messenger RNA, 2414 nt
Organism: Populus nigra (black poplar)
Lineage: Eukaryota; Viridiplantae; Streptophyta; Magnoliopsida; Malpighiales; Salicaceae
Product: protein KINESIN LIGHT CHAIN-RELATED 1-like
Exons: 3
Coding region: 390-2108 (572 amino acids)
Molecular function (GO): protein binding
Source: RefSeq, a predicted model, not a curated record
GCUGAAGAAUGAAGCAAGGCAUCCUGUGCUUGUAGAACGUAAAAAGAAAGGAAGGGAAAUCAGCAAGAGAACAGCACAGUAAAACUUUACAGUGGUAGUGUAGAUGGUUUCUGGGUCUCUGUUUCUCCCUUUUUUCGUUGUAAAGCUUGUUGUCAAAAGAAAACACCUGAACUGCUUCAUCAUAAGAAGUAUCUUCCAAGCCACCAUCAACCACCACCACCACCACCGUUAAUAAUCAAGCUCUUUGUGUCAGAAAAGAAAAACCCAUUAAUUUUGCUACUCAAUUUAUCCAAAAGCAUGCAACGUGAAUCAAAACGUGGCCACUUUCAGCUCUCCAUUGAACCGUAGAAACUAAACUGUAUUGUGGAUUGUUGCUUUAUAUUGUAACUAUGUUGAGCCCAGUCUCUGCAAAAACCACACCCAAUGCCACCCCAUUGCACAAUUCCUUCCCUCAGAACGACAAUCACAUCCAUAAAAACGGAAAUAAAACCCCAUCUCCGCUUCUAAAGCGAACCCCAUCACCCUCCUUCUCCAAACCAAAAAUCAAACCUUCCAAAAAGACACUGCAAGAACUACGCAUCGAUGAGUCGUCUCUUGAUAACCCGGAUCUGGGCCCCUUUUUAUUAAAGCUUGCCAUAGACACCAUUGCUUCCGGUGAUAACCAGAAUAAGGCCUUAGAUUAUGCGACCCGAGCGUCAAUAUCGUUUGAGAUAUCCUCUGGUCCGGGUCUGGACCUGGCUAUGAGCUUGCAAGUGGAAGCUGCAAUCUAUUGCAGCAGGGGCCGAUUGGAGAACGCAAUUCCGGUUUUAGAACGGUCUAUUGAGGUUUUGGAUCAUAAAAGCGGGUCGGAUCAUGCGAUGGCGAAGUUUUCCGGGCUCAUGCAGCUCGGUGACACGUAUUCUAUGCUAGGCCGGGUGGACCGAUCCAUAUCGUCUUAUGAGUCCGGUUUAAAGGUCCAAAUUGAGACUCUCGGGGAUUUGGAUCCAAGAGUUGCUGAGUCUUGCAGUGAAAAUGGCAGGUAUUUAGCCGAGGCUUAUGUUCAAGCAAUGCAGUUUGACGAGGCAGAAAAACUAUGCCAAAAGAGCCUUGAAAUUCACAGGGAGCAGAACGUACCAGCAUCAAUUGAAGAGGCAGGUGAUCGCCGGCUUAUGGCUCUUAUUUAUGAAGCGAAGGGGGAGUAUGAAUGUGCUCUUGAGGAACUUGUACUUGCUAGUAUGGUGAUGACUGCUGCCGGUCAGGAAAAUGAAGUAGCUGCUAUUGAUGUUAGCAUUGGCAAUAUCUAUGUGUUCCUCUGUCGCUUUGAUGAAGCCAUUUUUUCAUACCAAAAAGCCUUAACAGUCUUUAAAUCUACAAGGGGAGAUGAAUACUCUCCUGUUGCGUCGGUCUAUAAUCGCUUGGCAGAAGUGUAUUAUAAAACAGGCAAGCUAAGAGAGUCCAAAUCAUACUGUGAGAAUGCGCUGAGAAUAUUUUCAAAGCCAGUGACUGGGAUUGCAACCGAGGAGAUUGCUGGUGGUUUGGCUGAAAUCUCAGCCAUCUAUGAAGCUUUAAAUGAACAUGGGGAGGCGUUGAAGCUCUUGUACAUGGCCAUGAAGUUACUGAAGGACACGCAAGGGCAACGCAGCAUGAUUGCAGGAAUUGAAGCACAAAUGGGACUGAUGUUUUACAAGGUUGGAAAGUAUGGGGAGGCUCGAAGUUCCUUUGAAAAUGCUGUAGCACAGCUCCGGGCCAGUGGGGAUGCUAGAUCAGUCUUCUUUGGGAUUUUGUUGAACCAGCUGGGACUGGCCAGUGUGCAACUGUACAGGAUACAUGAGGCAGUUGAAUUAUUCGAAGAAGCAAGAGAGAUUUUAGAGCAGGAAUGUGGCUCAUGUCACUCGGAUACCCUUGGAGUGUAUAGCAAUCUUGCAGCAACUUAUGAUGCUUUGGGAAGGGUCGAAGAUGCAGCUGUGAUAUUGGAGUACAUACUCAAGUUAAGAGAAGAAAAACUUGGAACAGCAAAUCCAGAAGUUGCUGAUGAGAAGAAAAGGCUAGCCGUGCUCUUGAAGGAAGCAGGGAGGGCUAGGAUCAGGAAAGGCAACUCCCUUGUAAAUCUCCUGGAUUCCAGCUCCUAGAGGAUGGAGGAGGAGGCUUCAAAGAGAUGGUCUGGAUUUGGUCUUAGAACUUGACUUGAAAUCUCACCCACACUUUUUUCCAAGAGACUCGACUGUUUGUGAUAUAGAAAGAUCAUGACAUAUUGUACAUAUUUAAAGGAGUCUUCGUUUUUCUUGGGAUUCCUCUAACAAUUCAUUUCCUUGGUAAUUUUCCUACUUGUUUCAAUAUUUUGUCCUUCUUUAAAAGCCAGCAAUAAAAUGAAACAGAUCUCUGUCGAUUCCAGGAUAUGCAUGUCAUUCAAAAUUAGAUUGAACUUUACUCUGUUA